GGUUCGCUGGUCUGACGUUAAACAAACUGUGUUGUUUUGGUGAAUCGGAGUUAAAUAUGUUAACAUGUAAAAGUGUUAGGUUAACAGGUUAACAUGUUGAACAGCGUGCUCACGAGCCGUGUCGCAGAGACGCGCGGCUGGCAGCGAGCUGUUGGUAGUGACGUCACAUUACUCGCGCUCUUCAAGACUCUUCAACCCUAUCCCAUAAUAGAAGAAGAUGCCUGGCAUGAUGGACAGGGGCUCCGAGUACCUGGGGAAGGGACGCUCCAACGGCGCAAAGAGUCCGUCGAACGCGUCCAACGGACACUUCUCUGAAGAGAGCGCUAGCGACGAAGAGCACGAUGUGGGAAUGCGCGUGGGGGCAGAUUAUCAAGCCUCUGUCCCGGACUUUGACCCUGGCAACACCAGGGAUGGAGAGAAAGACGGUGGAGGGAUGUUGGUUUGGGCACCAUACCACUCCAUCGUUGAAUCCAAACUAGAUGAAUACAUCUCCAUCGCCAAGGAGAAGCAUGGCUAUAAUGUUGAACAAGCCCUUGGCAUGUUGUUCUGGCACCAACACAACGUGGAGAAGUCUCUGGCGGACCUGCCCAACUUCACCCCCUUCCCUGACGACUGGACGGUGGAAGACAAGGUCCUGUUUGAGCAGGCCUUCAGCUUCCACGGCAAGAGCUUCCACCGCAUCCAGCAGAUGCUUCCAGAUAAAUCCAUCUGCAGCCUGGUGAAGUACUACUACUCCUGGAAGAAGACCCGCUCUCGAACCAGCCUGAUGGACCGGCAGGCCCGCAAGCUGGCCUCCAGGAACGCCCCGGAAGACAGUGAUGAGGAGAUGGAGGAGGCCAAUCCAGUCGAAGCCAACGACAGCGACUACGACCCCAACAAGGACGCCAAGAAAGAGAGCCCUGCUGAGGCCCAGGCUGUGACCACUAAGCCCGGGCCAGCCCGCCGGGAGUACCAGACCCUGCAGCACCGCCACCACUCCCAGCGCUCCAAGUGCCGUCCCCCCAAAGGGAUGUUUCUGAGCCAGGAGGACGUGCUGGCCGUCUCCUGCAGCUUCAGCGCAGCCAAUGGCCUCCUCCGUCAGCUGGACACGGAGCUGGUGUCACUCAAAAGACAGGUUCAGAACGCCAAGCAGAUGAACAGUGGUCUGAAACAUGGGGUGGAAAUGGGCAUUGAUGAUCUUCGGCUUCCAGAGAGCAACCAGAAGAUGAAUGCUCGUUGGACGACUGAUGAACAGCUUCUUGCCGUCCAGGGGGUCAGGAAGUAUGGGAAGGACUUCCAGGCCAUCGCAGACGUCAUCGGCAACAAGACCGUCGGCCAGGUGAAGAACUUCUUCGUGAACUACAGACGGCGUUUUAACCUGGAGGAGGUCCUUCAAGAGUGGGAGGCGGAGCAGGGAAGCCACGCCCCCAACGGAGAUGGCAGCCCCCCUGGGGAAGCCGGGAAAAACAGCUCCAACACGUCAGGGAAGAGCACUGACGAGGAUGAGGAGGAGCCUCCACCUGCUCCAGGUGUUGAACUAAUCGUAUAAGGAGGAGAACAUUAUGGUUUCUGUUGAAGAUCUUAGACCAGACCGGCCUCCAAACCCACUGGUCCGCCUGUUGAAGAUCUUAAGACUAGACUAGCCUCUAACCACUGGUCAGCCUGUUGAAGAUCUUAAGACUAGACCAGCCUCCAAACCCACUGGUCCGCCUGUUGAAGAUCUUAAGACUAGACCAGCCUCCAAACCCACUGGUCCGCCUGUUGAAGAUCUUAAGACUAGACCAGCCUCCAAACCCACUGGUCCGCCUGUUGAAGAUCUUAAGACUAGACCAGCCUCCAAACCCACUGGUCCGCCUGUUGAAGAUCUUAAGACUAGACCAGCCUCCAAACCCACUGGUCCGCCUGUUGAAGAUCUUAAGACUAGACCAGCCUCCAAAC
Gadus chalcogrammus (walleye pollock) is the source of this 1917-nucleotide messenger RNA. RefSeq names its product REST corepressor 3 (gene rcor3). The record is from RefSeq and is a predicted model, not a curated record. NCBI's taxonomy places the organism in Eukaryota, Metazoa, Chordata, Actinopteri, Gadiformes, Gadidae. Bases 218 to 1528 code for a protein of 436 amino acids. Gene Ontology annotation, cellular component: histone deacetylase complex; transcription regulator complex. Gene Ontology annotation, molecular function: transcription corepressor activity. The transcript is spliced from 12 exons. Gene Ontology annotation, biological process: negative regulation of DNA-templated transcription; regulation of transcription by RNA polymerase II.